AUGGUGGACUACUCUCGCUUCGACCACAUCGGUUCAGACUCGGACGAUGAUGGCGCUGCAGUGGUCGGUUCGUCCAAGCCGACAGCAAUGAGACCAGACGCGGCUGCACAGCAGGAGGCCAUUGGAGCAAGUAGCAGCAGCUCGUUGCCGUCUGGAUCAACCGCGGCAGGCGGGGGCGGGAGAAAUAGCAGCGGCAGCGGGGGAGGGCCUGGAGGAGGGGGAGGAGGAAGCAGGGCUUCUGUUCCUCAGCCCAAGAUGAUGACAGCGUCGAAGAAGGGGAAAGAAGGCCGCAUUAAGUUCGAGCACGAAGGCAGGACCGUGUACGAGUGGGAACAGUCCCUGGAAGAGGUGAACCUGUACAUAGAGACCCCGCCAGGAGUGAAGGCGGAUCGGAUCGAGUGCAAGAUUACUCCGAGACACAUCUGCUUGGGAUUGAAGGGGAACCCCCCGUUCAUUGACGAAGACACAGGCGGGCCUGUGGUGGUGGAAGAGAGCUACUGGAUGAUGGACGGAGGGGAGCUGAACGUGAACCUGCAGAAGAUGAAGAAGGCGGACACGUGGCCGGCCGCGCUGCAGGGCAGGAAUACGCAGGUGGACCCCAUGACCCUCGAGGGCAUGCAGAAGAAGAUCAUGCUCGAGAGGUUUCAGAGUGAGAACCCUGGAUUCGACUUCUCUGGGGCGGAGUUUAACGGCCAGGUGCCCGAUGCCCGAUCUUUCAUGGGAGGAGUCAAGUACACAUGACGCCGGCUUGUUGCCAGGCAUAUGCAUACCUCAUCGGAGAUCUGUGUUAACUGAGAUCGAUGGGUCACUAGAGAACGCUACCGGAGUGGUGUUGAAAGGGGAAGGCAGAGCAGUAGCAGAAAGUUAGUCAUCUACGACCGUACACUUGAUGAGGUGCUGUGUUGGUGGUGGUGCGAUGCACAACAUAGCAUAGCAUAACCGGGUGCGGAGUGAAAAGGAAAGGAACCCUUGUUUCUUGUUGUGCACCGGCAGCAGCAAAGCCUUCUAGAACGACCAUGGCCCUUUUGGCUUCGUUUGUGCGUGAUGGGUGUGAGGUCCGAGCUGAUGGGAGCUGAUAACCUAGUCACAAGUGUCAAACCCUUUGUUGCGCCAUUGGCAUGGUGCGUUCUUCUG
Messenger RNA from Ectocarpus siliculosus, 1134 nucleotides. Lineage: Eukaryota; Phaeophyceae; Ectocarpales; Ectocarpaceae. The record is from the annotation of a GenBank genome assembly.